Messenger RNA from Anopheles marshallii, 1503 nucleotides. Its product is annotated as excitatory amino acid transporter 3-like. Gene Ontology annotation, biological process: L-glutamate transmembrane transport. Lineage: Eukaryota; Metazoa; Arthropoda; Insecta; Diptera; Culicidae. The record is from RefSeq and is a predicted model, not a curated record. Gene Ontology annotation, molecular function: glutamate:sodium symporter activity; L-glutamate transmembrane transporter activity; neutral L-amino acid transmembrane transporter activity. Bases 1 to 1503 code for a protein of 500 amino acids. Gene Ontology annotation, cellular component: plasma membrane. The transcript has 4 exons.
AUGAAGAUGCAGCUGAAGUCCGUGUGGGGCUUCGUGCGCCGCAACCUGCUGACCACACUGACGAUCCUCGGUGUGGUCGUCGGCAUUGCGCUCGGGUUGGGCUUGCGGGCGGUACCGGAUGAAGGUGAUACCUGGUCGCAGCGUGACGUCGCCUACAUCAACUACGUCGGCGAUCUAUUCCUGCGGACACUGAAAGCCCUCAUCCUGCCGCUGAUCGUAUCGUCACUGAUUGCGGCCGUCGGUUCGCUCGAUCUUUCCCUCUCGAAGAAGAUCGGUGGCCGGGCGGUACUGUACUAUCUCGCGACAACGGUACUCGCCGUCAUACUCGGCAUUGUGCUCGUGGUCACGAUAAAGCCCGGAUCGGAUCGUGAAGGUGAUGAGGUGGAGUCGGACGACGUUCAGUCGCGCAAUGUCACCACCGUCGAUACGCUGCUCGAUCUAGUGCGCAACAUGUUCCCGCCAAAUCUGGUGCAGGCCUGUACGCAGCAGUACCAGACCGUGCUGAAACCACCGGCCGCCAAUCCGGACGAAAGCGACAUCUACCGGUGGACGAUCACCGGUGCGUACGCGGACGGUAUGAACAUUCUCGGGCUGGUCGUGGCGUCGAUCGUGUUCGGUGUGGCGCUCGGUGCAACCAAGCGCGAGAAUGCAUUGGUGCUGCAGUUUUUCCAACAGCUGUCCCACAUCGUCAUGAAGGUCACCGGCUGGGUGAUUUGGCUGUCACCGGUUGGUGUGACUUUUUUGAUUGCCUCGAAAAUAUUGGAAAUCGAAGACCUUGGCGAUAUGUUCGGUAAGCUGGGAUUGUACUUUGCGGUCGUUGCUGGUGGCAUCUUGUUCCACGGGUUCGUCGUGCUGUCGCUGCUCUUCUUUCUGUUCACCCGCCAAAAUCCGUUCCGGUUUAUCGCCAACAUGGGACAAGCGCUUGCCACCGCGUUCGGCACAUCGUCCAGCUCGGCCUCGCUGCCCGUUACCAUGCAGUGUUUGGAGGAGAAGAACCACAUUGAUCCGCGCGUAUCGCGGUUUGUGCUACCGAUCGGUGCUACGAUCAACAUGGACGGUACGGCACUGUACGAAGCCGUCGCUGCCAUCUUCAUCGCUCAGCUGCGUGGAUUAUCGCUCUCGUUUGGCAAUGUUCUGGCGAUCAGCAUAACGGCAACGGCUGCCAGUAUCGGCGCUGCUGGAAUUCCUCAGGCGGGACUUGUAACGCUCGUCAUGGUGCUGGACACGGUGGGCCUACCGGCCGAGGACGUAUCUCUCAUCAUUGCCGUCGAUUGGCUACUCGAUCGGUUCCGGACACUGGUGAACGUGCUCGGCGACAGCUUCGGUGCAGCGAUCGUGUACCAUUACAGCAAGGCAGAGCUGGACAGCACGAAAACCGUGGAAGGAGGGCUGACCGCCCCGACGCAAAUCCCCCAGGAAACGGACCCCGAGCUGGUGUUUCACACCGACACGAUGCUAGCGAACGGUGACGACCGCACCUUCGAUAAGAACAGUCGAUUGUAG